Messenger RNA from Cygnus atratus (black swan), 3389 nucleotides. It is a transcript of the gene USP18, whose product is annotated as ubiquitin specific peptidase 18. Bases 116 to 1354 code for a protein of 412 amino acids. Lineage: Eukaryota; Metazoa; Chordata; Aves; Anseriformes; Anatidae. Gene Ontology annotation, biological process: protein deubiquitination. Gene Ontology annotation, cellular component: cytosol; nucleus. The record is from RefSeq and is a predicted model, not a curated record. The transcript has 11 exons. Gene Ontology annotation, molecular function: cysteine-type endopeptidase activity; cysteine-type deubiquitinase activity.
GAGCAGGGCGGCGAGGCGCCACCGCCUCCCCGCAGUCUCCCUCAGGCAGCGCCGCCGCGACAGCCGCACCGGCAGCGCCUCCCUCGGCCCGGCCGGCCCGCAGGUGAGCGGGGCGAUGCGCGCCGUGCCGGCCCCCAGGGUCCGCCCGCGGCUCCGGGGGGUCGCUGAGGGUCGGCCGAGGCUCCAAACGCGCGAGUCCUUCUGUCGUAGUACCGUAUUGUUGAUGGGCCAAAGAAGUGGACGUCAAGAAAGGAGCAAAAAGCCAGAGUUGUCACUAAGUGAGAACAUGAAGGCAGAAGAAGAAGAUGAUAGAGAGGAAAACAAAGAGCUGAAGACUAAAGACCAGAGGCUACCAUUAGUCUUUGGUGUGGCAGACUUAAAAAAUGGAGCUGUUGGACUUUACAACAUUGGGCAGACCUGCUGUCUGAACUCUCUACUCCAAGUGUUCCUCAUGAACAUACACUUCACUAGGAUACUACGAAGGAUCACAGUGCCCCCAUAUGCUUCACUGAAGAGGAAGAAUGUCCCAUACCAAAUGCUUUUGCUGUUGGAGAAGAUGCAGUCUGGCAAGCAGAAAGCUGUUUCUCCCACAGAUCUUGCUAUCUGUCUUUCAAGACACAGAGUGAAUAUGUUUGUGCAACAUGAUGCUGCCCAACUCUUUCUGACUCUCUGGAACUUGGUAAAGAGGCAGAUGAAAGACCAAGACCUGGUUACACAGUUGAGUGAUUUGUACACUAUCUGUGUACAGGAGCACCUGGCCUGUCAGAUAUGCUUUUCUGAAAUGAAGAGGAAUAGCAACAUGUUAACCCUUCCACUUCCAGUGUUGGAUUCCAAUUCCCACAUGCUGAAGACGCUGGAGGACUGUCUGCAAUGCUUUCUCCAUCCAGAAGAGCUGACUGGUCACAACAUGUGUUUCUGUGAAUACUGUGAAAAGAAAACACCUUUUCUGCAGAGCAUGAAGCUAGUACAUCUGCCACAGACCCUGACCAUACACCUAAAGCGCUUCUGCUUUGAAAGAUCAACCAACGUCCACAAACUUAGUCACUGUCUGCCAUUCCCACAAGAACUUGAUUUCAAUGCAGUCUUGACAGAACAGCAGAGCCAAGCACAUGACAGUGAAAAGGCUACCUGGCAGUAUGAGCUUUUCGCUGUUGUCGCUCAUUCAGGCUCAACUAAUUCUGGACAUUACUGUGCCUAUAUUCGAAGCCUCACAGAAUGCAAAUGGUAUUGUUUCAAUGAUUCUACUGUUUGUCAGGUAUCAUGGGAUGAUGUUAAAUGUACGUAUGGACAUUCGGACCUCAACUGGGGACAAACAGCCUAUCUCUUGAUUUACAUGAAAAAGCAUCCCCAAUAGGCUUAUCCAGGUGUAUCAGAGUGUUUUGGAAAGCUGUUCCUUGUCCAUGAAGCUCAGCAUCUGUGUACCAGUAUGGAUGGGUAAAAAUGCUCCACAGGAAAGACCUGCACUCAGUCUAUGACCUCUGCCUUCACCUUUUUUUUAAUAAGGGAAAUGGAGGACAAACUCAGCUGGAGAAAGGAUCUAAGAGCUCUUGCAUCUAGAAUUUUUUUCUUUCAUGUCAUGUGAUUAUUUAUUUACUGUAUCCUUGAUAUUUGUGUAAUUCUAUAUAUUAAUUUCCUCUUAAAAGUAAAGAUAGUCCUUGUCUCUGCUGAUUUAGCAGUUUAUUGAAUGCUGAUGCCUAGAUUCCAAUACAGAGGAAUCUUUUGUCCUGAAAGUCUUCAUGAUGUUCCAAGAAGGCAUAUGUUAUGGCUAGAGAGCCAUGAUAGCCAUAAGGUCAUGUGAUCUUGAGGCUUACUCUGCCCUUUUAAGGCCUUGUUAGAUGCUGGCAUGAUGGGGAGGGGACCCCAAAGUCUCGAGGAAACAAAUGGAACAGGGACCAGGGUCCUUAUCACACAUGCGUCAGUGAUGUUUGCUCCUAAAAACCUUCAAGGAAAUGUAUCACUGCAGGGAUUGAGAUGUUACUGAAAGUUGGUGUCAGCAUAAAGUGUGUUUAAAUCAGGAGCUACUGUAGUAGUUCUGAUUUGGGAGAUGAGUUUGUAUGUGUUUGUUUAGAUGAUUAUUGUUUUAGCAUGCCUAUCAGGCAUUUUUAUUCCUUCUUUUUCCUCUAUAGAGGAAAAUACUCAUAGUGAUAUCCAGAAAUUUUGAAGGUAGUUAGUGAUUUUGUGCAAUACACUUGAUAAAAUGUGGUAAGAGGCGAAAUGAGAAGCCUAAUAUGCUUGAACUUUGGGAAUUUUUGUGUUUCUUCAGCUCUUUGCCAGCAAGAAUUGUCUUGCUCUCUCCCUUCCUUCUCUGCCCAUGCAGUGGAAAUGUCCCCCAAGCAGAAAAUAUUCUGUAGAGAGCAAGUCUGUAAAAAAGUGAGUCAUUUUAAAAUCUUCUGUUGAAUCCUGUCAUUUUGUGUUAUUGGUCCAGCCUGUGCUCCCAUGGCAAGACUACACAGCUGGAAGAAAAAUGCAGAAAGGAAGAGUUAGAAAGGAAAGUCAGUAUCACGCAGCAAUCAGAAGAGUGGUGUUCUGAAAUCUCAUCAUAAGAUUCAUCUGUGAGGAAAGUUAAAAAGUUUGGUUACAAUGCUUUUAAAGCGCUUGUCAUGGUAAGUCUUGACCUACCACAGUGUGAAAGGGUCAGUGAUUCCCGUAGUUUGAUACCUAAAAGUACCUUCUAGCCUAGCAGUAUUCUUUGACUGUAUCUUUACAAGGGUGCUAUUUUUGUGGGACUGGGUACAUUUAAAAAUUACUAAUUUAUUCAGCAGCUAUAUACAAUCUUUUUUUUUGAUUAUGAUGAAAGUCCCAAAUCAUGUCCGUUUUCUGUUGGUAUAUGGAAGGUAAAUCAACAGUUUUGAUCAUAGCUGUAGAAUUAAAUUAUUAUGAGCUAGCUGGUAUUUAUUUCACCGUAUUGGCAAGGUCCAUUAUUCUGUUUAACUCUCUUGUACUUACACUAUUCAUUCUGCUUUAAGAAAUCCUAAUCUAUUCUUCGUCACCAGCAUGAGAGUUUCCAGCCUGUUCUCUUUCAGGAAUGAUAUAUACUCCUUCUAAAAUACCUUGUGACUGGUGAAUAAGAAAAUCAAGUUCUGGUCUGCUUUAUCCAUCACUUUGUAUAUGUGAAGUAGCUGAAAGACUGUUUAAUUCCAGAAACUGAGAAUAUGUCAAAAGACUGAAAGAACAUUUCUGAUUUGAUAUAACCUGAAAUUUAAAAACAAGCUAUGUUUAUGAAAAAAAUGCCUCAAAUGUAUCAUACAUGACUUUAAAGGUAUGGCACCUGGUAGGGAAGGAAUUGCUUAGAUAUAUUAAGAAUCUUUUUAGUUAGCUUCUCAAUAAAAACAAAUCUAUGCUUUUUGUUCUUUGAAUAAAACAUGAUGGGAUAAAAUCCCUAGAAAAUA